Molecule: messenger RNA, 1449 nt
Organism: Scophthalmus maximus (turbot)
Lineage: Eukaryota; Metazoa; Chordata; Actinopteri; Pleuronectiformes; Scophthalmidae
Gene: pin1
Product: peptidylprolyl cis/trans isomerase, NIMA-interacting 1
Exons: 5
Coding region: 107-577 (156 amino acids)
Cellular component (GO): nucleus; cytosol
Molecular function (GO): peptidyl-prolyl cis-trans isomerase activity; protein binding
Source: RefSeq, a predicted model, not a curated record
GCCGAGUGACGUAACUUCCCUAGCUGCAGCCCCCCCCUACCGGCCUGUUACACGGUAGCCACGGUGAAAUCAACAUUUAAGAACAGAAAUAACAAUAAUAUUAAUAAUGGCAGACGAGGAGAACCUGCCGUCCGGAUGGGAGAAGAGAAUGAGCCGGAGUUCAGGCAAAGUGUACUACUUCAACCACAUCACUAACGCGAGUCAGUGGGAACGUCCAGUAGGAGACGGCCGUGGAGAACCAGACAAGGUCCGCUGCUCUCACCUCCUGGUGAAGCAUAAUCAGUCACGUCGACCGUCUUCCUGGAGGGAUCAAAAUAUCACACGAAAUAAAGACGAGGCCCUGGAAUUCAUUCAGAAGUACAUAGAACAGAUCAAGUCUGGGGAGGAGAAGUUCGAGUAUCUGGCUUCUCAGUUCAGCGACUGCAGCUCGGCCAAGAACGGUGGCGAUCUGGGACUGUUUGGCCGAGGUCAGAUGCAGAAGCCUUUUGAAGACGCGUCCUUCGCUCUCAGUGUGGGCGACAUGAGCGGUCCUGUUUUUACUGACUCUGGGGUCCACAUCAUCCUUCGUACCGGCUGAGAGAAAGGAAGCACAUACUGUACAAACAUACACACACACACACACACACACACACACACACACACACACACACACACACACACACAGUCCCACCCGACCAGUGCUGUGGUUUAUUUUAAUGACACAAUAUUUCAAAGCUUCUGGGCUGACUCGCAUUAUUAUAAAGUGGGAUUAUUUCAUUCCAGGCACUAUUAAACAUGUAUGAUCUAAUUUUUCAUUACACUGAACAUCAUGGCGUGUUGCAGAUUAUUCCCCCGUGUAAGACCUCAAGCUUUGAUUAACCGCGGCAGUGCUACGAUAGAAAAAGCAGCAGUGCCUGUGACUCUGACGUGACUCUGACGUGACUCUGACGUGACUCUGACGUUCACAGGACGACUGAAGCUUGAGGAUGCGUCCGAGUUUUUGUUUUGUUUUUUUGUAUGUGCAUGUCUUCAAAAAGGGCCAUUUACUGUACGUUUUUCCAGUGCGUUUCUUUCGACGGUAUGUGUGCCAACGCAGUUCCUCACUCUGUAUUAUAGCUUCACAAAAUAUAGAUUCUUAAGACAUUUAAGAUUCUUUCCGGCCAUUGCAGUCGGAGAAGGAUUUUGUUAUUCUGAGUUCUCUACAAUUUGGCAUUGAUUUGGAGAAAAAAAAAAAGUUUUGUCCCUUGCAGAUAUUCAGAAACAUAGAAUCAUUUGUUUCCAUUAUCUGCUUUAAGUUGAAAGUGCAUGCCCCACCCACCCCGAGUAUAUGCUAAGAUGGCGCUGCUGAAAACUUCCAGGUUUUAUCAAACACCUCCGCAGCUUUUAAAAGCAUCAAGGUUCCGAUGAAUUGUUACACUGUCGUGUCAUUAGAGCUCUUCUUCCAUCAAUAAAGGAAAUUCUUUUCUAUAA